Molecule: messenger RNA, 1601 nt
Organism: Heteronotia binoei (common prickly gecko)
Lineage: Eukaryota; Metazoa; Chordata; Lepidosauria; Squamata; Gekkonidae
Product: F-box/LRR-repeat protein 2-like
Exons: 13
Coding region: 1-1464 (487 amino acids)
Biological process (GO): SCF-dependent proteasomal ubiquitin-dependent protein catabolic process
Cellular component (GO): SCF ubiquitin ligase complex
Molecular function (GO): protein binding
Source: RefSeq, a predicted model, not a curated record
AUGGUGGAGUCUGAAGAUCACAAAAAACCUCCAGGGUUCCUGGUUAAACUGACCUGGAGAAAAUUGCUUUCAGUGGUGGUCAGCAUUCUCCUGGAUAUGUCUCAGUAUAUUCGAAGACCUGCAUCAGCUAAUGAAAAUGGAAGGAAGAGCAGAAAUAAGCCUUGGAGUCUUCCAUUUUCUGGGAAAGAAUCCAGACAGCAUCAUGAAACUGCCUUUCAAAGUGACAAGGAAAGGAAUGUGAGAAGUAAUGGAGACAACAAUGUCUUCUCAUGGCUCCUCCUUCCUGAUGAACUAUGGUUGUGCAUUUUCUCCCUGCUGACUCAUAAAGAUAUUUCUCAGGUUUCUCAAGUCUGUCAUCGCUUCUAUCAGCUUGCUGCAGAUGAAUCUUUCUGGAAGGAGAUCAAGCUUGUGAACUGCCGCUGCUUAAAUGACAAUUGGUUGAUCAGUUUAGGGAGCCAUCAUCCUCAGCAUUUCACACUUGAUCAUUGCCACAGUGAAAACCAGAGGAUUACUGAGGUGGGAUUGAAGCAGUUCUUUCAACAGUGCAAAGGCUCGCUCAAGGAAUUGAACAUAAAAAACUGCAGUGGCCCUGGAUUAAGAGGGGACACAGUUCUCCAUGCAAGCACUUUCUGUAACCUCCUGACUACCGUAGAUAUAAGCUGGACAGGAGCAACUGAUUCUGGACUAAUAGGCCUAGUAAUUGCUGCUAAAAGUCUGCAGUGCUUUUCUGCUAAUGGAUGCCAGAUUACAGACAGUGCGAUUGGUGCUUUGGUUGAAAAGCAUGGGAAAAGCCUCAGGAAACUCGAAAUAUUUGGUUGCCAUGCUGUUACUGCAAAAUGCAUAAGAUGUGUUGCCAUGAAAUGUCCAAACAUCAUGGUACUGAAUAUUGGAAGAAUCCACAGGGUUACAGAGGACUGCUUGGCAAAGGUUGUGAAUGGUAUGAAAAAGCUAACUUGUCUCAACGUUACAGGGAUUAACGUGGUGAAGGACUGUGUAGUUCACUUUAUUGCAAAGAAGUGUCUUGAAUUGGAAUGUCUAGUUCUCAACUCUUGUUCUCAUGUAACUGAUAUAAGUCUAAUGGAAAUAAGCAUGUAUGUACCAGCAAUCAGGUAUCUUGAUGUUAGUGGCUGUAAAGAGGUGACUGAUGUUGGAGUUCAAGCUUUGGCAGGAAGCUGCUGUAAGCUAUCUUACAUUGAUUUGAGUUCUACAGCAACAAGCAAAAGAGGGGUUUGUUUGUUAGCCAGCUUCUGCUUCAGGACUCUUGAAUGUGUGAAGAUUAGUUUCUGCAAGGCUAUAACCUUGAAUGCAGUUGCAAAACUAUGCAAAAACUGCAAAAGACUGAAGAUACUUCAUUUAUAUGGUUGCCGUUUCACGCCUGAUCUAGAGUCCAUUAAAAAAAUCAAUAAAAAUGUUGAAGUGUUUCAUGACCUCCCUGUACCAGCUGCUAAACUGUCUUCCAAAUGAGGAAUCCUCCCAACAUAAUAUAUUAGUUUAGCAAAAAGAUGCUGUAUUAAUUUGUUGGUACCUAUUUUAUCACUUUAUUUAAAAUACAUGCAUAAUUUAAUUUGGGCAGGGUCAAUGUCUAUUGAUAUUCAAUCCAG